AUGGACAAGAUGAUUCAACAACCUCGACCGAGAGGUCCGCCUACGCCAAGCAUGAGUACGCCGGCUCCAGAUUUCGAGCAGCAAGUCACAGGAUCUCCUCCUCCACCACCCACACCAGCAGCCUCUCCGGGACCGACGGAUGCGCAACCUGACUGGAGUGACGCUGCUGACGAUGAGGACUUCUUCCUUGCCCAGGUGCGACAACACUUCAAGAACUGUUCCGGGCGACAUAGGAAUCGGAUUCUUGCGGAUAUGUUGAAUAUGUGCACAACUCAACAGCUCAGUUUCGUACAUCAAUUCGUGAGCCCCUUGCUGAAGAAGGAUCCCUUCACCAGUUUGCCAGACGAAUUAUGUUUGAGAAUAUUGUCGUUUAUCGAUGAUCCACAGGUACUUGCGCGCGCGUCUCAGGUUUCUAGGAGAUGGAGGGAUCUUUUGAGCGACGAUGUAACAUGGAAAAAUCUAUGUGUCAAGCACGAUUAUAAUCGUCGUCUUUCUGAAGUCUCCUACGGAAUCCCGCCCUAUGUGGCGACUAGGCCCGGUGCUUUGCCUCUAGCCGAUCCCGAAUACAUUCACAGUUUCCCGGGAGCUCUACCUGGGCCCUCGUUUCAUGCGUCUACUCGCAGCUUCGAUAAUUUUGCGGAAGGUUCGUCGGCAGGAGGACGACCCAAACUCCGAUCGUACAAGUCCCACUUCAAGCAGAGAUAUCUCGUCGAAUCGGCAUGGAGGACAGGUGGGCGUAACACCACAAGAACAAUCACCCAGGACGGCAGGGUUGUGACUAGUCUGCACUUAACCCCGAAGUAUAUUGUUGUAGCUCUUGACAAUGCGAGGAUUCACAUUUUCGACCGCGAAGGCAAUGCUCUUCGCACUCUCCAGGGUCACAUUAUGGGUGUUUGGGCUAUGGUUCCGUGGGAAGAUAUUCUGGUCAGUGGCGGAUGCGAUCGUGAUGUGCGAGUAUGGGAUAUGACGUCUGGGAGAUGUUUGUACACUCUGCGUGGCCAUACAUCGACCGUCCGCUGCCUUAAGAUGUCAGACGCCAAUACAGCGAUAUCGGGCUCGCGUGAUACCACCCUGCGAGUCUGGGACAUCAGACAAGGAGUUUGCAAGAACGUUCUCGUCGGACAUCAAGCGAGCGUGAGAUGUCUGGAAAUAAAGGGCGACAUCGUCGUCUCUGGAAGCUACGACGCGACAGCCAAAAUAUGGAGUAUCUCCGAAGGUAGAUGUCUUCACACUCUUGGCGGCCACUUCAGCCAGAUAUACGCCAUCGCCUUCGAUGGCCAUAGGGUUGUUACCGGAAGUCUCGAUACUAGCGUCCGUGUUUGGGACGCUCAUACAGGGGAGGCUAUCGCUGUACUCCAGGGUCAUACUUCACUAGUGGGACAGUUGCAACUGCGUGGUAACACCCUCGUUACGGGAGGUUCGGACGGAUCGGUCAGGGUUUGGUCCCUCGAGAAGAUGUGUCCAAUCCAUCGAUUGGCAGCGCAUGACAAUAGUGUCACCAGCCUGCAAUUUGAUGACACUCGUGUAGUAAGUGGCGGUAGCGACGGUAGGGUCAAGGUCUGGGACGUAAAGACGGGCCACCUCGUGAGAGAACUCAUCACAGCCGAAUCUGUCUGGAGGGUAGUUUUCGAGGACGAGAAGUGCGUCGCAGUUGCGAACAGGGGAAGUAGAGUCAUGAUGGAGGUCUGGUCAUUCUCGCCUCCGGAAGACGCCUUCUGCGAGAGACCACUUUCUCUGCCUCAGAAGCUCGCCGAGCCAUCGCCAACUCGGCCUCUGACGGGCGAUUUCCGUCGUUCUGCGCUGGGUCUGCCUGGCUCAGACGAAGAUCCCGGUAGCAGAGACGUCGACAUGAGCGACGCAGGCCCCUCAACUGCGCCACUUGUUGGGAAUACCACAUUCUUUCAUGACGACUAA
Molecule: messenger RNA, 1914 nt
Organism: Annulohypoxylon truncatum
Lineage: Eukaryota; Fungi; Ascomycota; Sordariomycetes; Xylariales; Hypoxylaceae
Product: WD40 repeat-like protein
Exons: 4
Coding region: 1-1914 (637 amino acids)
Molecular function (GO): protein binding
Source: RefSeq, a predicted model, not a curated record